Pyricularia pennisetigena is the source of this 846-nucleotide messenger RNA. RefSeq lists its product as uncharacterized. The record is from RefSeq and is a predicted model, not a curated record. The coding region runs from base 1 to 846 and encodes 281 amino acids. The transcript has 3 exons. Gene Ontology annotation, cellular component: membrane. Gene Ontology annotation, biological process: copper ion transmembrane transport. Lineage: Eukaryota; Fungi; Ascomycota; Sordariomycetes; Magnaporthales; Pyriculariaceae. Gene Ontology annotation, molecular function: copper ion transmembrane transporter activity.
AUGGAAUCACCAAAAAAGGAUCUUUUCACGGCGGCAUUGACCUCCGUUUUGCCCACAGCGUCUUUGGCAGCUACCUCGACCGUAUCGUCUGGCGGCCACGACCACCAAAGCAUGGCCGCACCAUCGGCUGCAACCAACAGCAGUGCGCACAGCGCAAGUGGACAUGCAGGAGCUGCAUCUGGGAGCAGCACACCAGACUGCAAGAUCUCUAUGCUAUGGAACUGGCACACGAUCGACGCCUGCUUCAUCUCAGCCGACUGGCGCAUAACCAGCACAGCCACCUUCGCCGGCUCAUGCAUCGGCGUCCUGCUCCUCGUCGUCUGCCUCGAGGGCCUCCGCCGCUCCGUCAAGGAGUUCGACCGACUACUCGCCCGCCGGCACGCCGCCUCCCCGGACGCGGCCAGGCCGUUUCGCCCGAGCGCCCUGGAGCAGGGGAUCCGGGCGGCCCUCCACACGGCGCAGUUCGCCCUGGCUUACUUCAUAAUGCUGCUAGCCAUGUAUUACAACGGGUAUUUUAUUGUCUGCAUCUUCAUUGGUGCCUAUAUAGGCGCAAUGACGUUUCAGUGGGAGACUUUUCCAGGGUCAGGGGAGGUUGAUGGCGGUAGGACGAGCGCGGCGAAGGAGGCGACGAUGUUCUGCUUUGGAAAUGGCAGCAAAAGGCGGGACGCUGAGAACUUCAACCACAGUCUCAGGCGACCUUCAGGCUCGGGCGGUGUCUUCAGGUUCGAGAGGACACUGAGAUACGACUUUAGCACAGGGAUGCCAUUCAGCAAGUCCAGGAGUUCUUCGCACAAGUCACUCGACUCGAAAGCAAGUGGUGAAGUGGCGCAGAAGAUUGAGAAGUGA